Molecule: messenger RNA, 833 nt
Organism: Drosophila busckii
Lineage: Eukaryota; Metazoa; Arthropoda; Insecta; Diptera; Drosophilidae
Product: C-type lectin domain family 4 member M-like
Exons: 2
Coding region: 18-809 (263 amino acids)
Source: RefSeq, a predicted model, not a curated record
CUUGUCAACUUUGAACAAUGCUGCAAAAAUAUUUAUUCAAAGUGAUUUUAAUGCUGGCAUUCAAAGAAUUAUGGGCUGCCGCACAGACUCCAGAGACCGAGAAAGAUGCAGUCAAUGCUUGUGGCCUUAAGAGCGAUAAUGAUGCAGACAAUGCCUGUGGCAGCUACUGCCUUAGGGUCUUGAAGCCCAUGCUGGAGCAUAUUAAUCUAAUGGAUCAGGGCUGUCGGAUCUGUAACAUAACUCAGCAGUCAGUUACACAGGAGCGACUCCUGGCAGUUGAGCAGCAGUUGCAGCAAGAAAGAGACAAGGUAAAUGACUUUGAGCACAAGAUGGCUGUCACCAAAGAGGAGUUGGCGAAACAAAAGAAGAUUAUGGAGCAGGUGGAAUGCAGUACGCCGUUCCAAAAACUUGGCAACAAGUAUUAUUACAUUGAAGAAAGUGAGCAAAUGAAUUGGUUCGCCGCAGCGCACAGAUGCCAUGAGCUUGGGUCCCAUUUGGUUAAACUGGAGAGCCUCGAUGAGUUAAACCUUGUGAGCGCCAAGCUCAAGAGUUCAAACGUCUACUGGGUGGAUAUGAACGAUUUGAGCAAGGAGGGUGAAUUUAUAUCGCUGGCAAAGGGAGUGAAACCGAAGUUCCAAGACUGGCAUUAUUAUGAACCAAACAAUAUGAAUAACGGAGAGCAUUGUGUUAGUUUAAAUGACACUCAUAGCAGUGACAGAAAGUUUCAUAUGAACGAUCUGGAUUGUGAAAUUAAAAAUUAUUUUAUAUGCGAGUCCCCUAUGUAUGCAGCAUGUGAAAAUAAUAAAUAAAUAAACUGAGUGAUAAUAAACUAU